Eublepharis macularius is the source of this 878-nucleotide messenger RNA. It is a transcript of the gene TP53RK, whose product is annotated as TP53 regulating kinase. Gene Ontology annotation, biological process: protein phosphorylation. The coding region runs from base 7 to 735 and encodes 242 amino acids. The transcript is spliced from 2 exons. NCBI's taxonomy places the organism in Eukaryota, Metazoa, Chordata, Lepidosauria, Squamata, Eublepharidae. Gene Ontology annotation, molecular function: protein serine/threonine kinase activity; ATP binding. Gene Ontology annotation, cellular component: cytosol; EKC/KEOPS complex; nucleus. The record is from RefSeq and is a predicted model, not a curated record.
GCCAUCAUGGCGGGGCCGGGCGGUGAGGAUAGCGCGGCUGAAGCGGAGCCUGAAGUGGUCGCUGCGCCUAUACCGGGGGUGCAGCUGAUUCAGCAGGGCGCCGAGGCGAGGCUUUAUCGCGGCUUGUUCCUGGGCCGGCCGACCGUGAUGAAGCUCCGCUUCCCCAAGCGCUACCGCCACCCGUUGCUGGAAGAACGGUUGAACCGCAAACGGACAACCCAGGAAGCCCGCUCGCUGCUGCGGUGCCGACGGGCAGGAAUUUCUGCACCUGUGGUAUACUUUGUGGAUUAUGUUUCCAACUGUAUAUAUCUUGAAGAUAUUGUGGGAUCAAUUACUGUCCGGGACUAUAUCGUAUCUGUACAGAAAUCCCAAAAGGAUACCAGCAGCCUCAUUCCAGCAGCAGAGAAGAUAGGGGAGGUUUUGGCACGAAUGCAUGAUGAAGAUCUCAUUCAUGGAGAUCUUACAACUUCCAAUAUACUUUUGCGAUCACCAGCAGAAAAAUUGGAGUUGGUACUGAUAGAUUUUGGACUGAGUUUUAUUUCUGCCCUUCCUGAGGAUAAGGGAGUUGAUUUGUAUGUCUUGGAGAAAGCUUUUUUGAGUACCCACCCAAAUACAGAGGUUCUGUUUGAAGCACUCUUGAAAAAGUACUCGGCUGCAUCUAAAAAGUCAGCCCCUGUGGUUAAGAAGCUGGAUGAAGUACGGCUAAGAGGAAGAAAGAGAUCUAUGGUUGGGUAGGAGAACACUGACAGCAAUUAGGGUUUUUUAUUUCUAUGCACUUCUUAAGUGUGUGAAAUAUUUUCAGUUACAUAGGAUAAUAAAAUUGUUAGGUUUGUUUUCAAUGUUCUUUCGUUUGUCCAAUAAAACUGCUUGUGAUUCUA